Molecule: messenger RNA, 2429 nt
Organism: Chelonia mydas (Green sea turtle)
Lineage: Eukaryota; Metazoa; Chordata; Testudines; Cheloniidae
Gene: KDM6B
Product: lysine demethylase 6B
Biological process (GO): heart development; regulation of gene expression
Cellular component (GO): MLL3/4 complex
Molecular function (GO): histone H3K27me2/H3K27me3 demethylase activity; RNA polymerase II cis-regulatory region sequence-specific DNA binding; chromatin DNA binding
Source: RefSeq, a predicted model, not a curated record
AUGUGGUCGCCCUACCUCAAGAAAGAUCUAUUGGAACUGGAAAAGGGCUGCGGCUGUGUCUGGGGUGGGGUUUUGCUGGCUGCUGCCUCACCCUCUCCCCCUCCCGCAGCCUAUCAAUACCAGCUGGCCCUGGAGCGCUACGAGUGGAACGAGGUGAAGAACGUGAAGUCCAUCGUGCCCAUGAUCCACGUCUCGUGGAACGUCGCCCGGACGGUCAAGAUCAGCGACCCCGACCUCUACAAGAUGAUCAAGUAUUGCCUCAUGCAGUCCAUCAAGCACUGCCAGGUGCUGCGGGAGACCUUGGUGCGUUCGGGGAAGAAGAUCGCCUACCAGGGCCGGGUGAAGGACGAGCCGGCCUACUAUUGCAACGAGUGUGACGUGGAGGUGUUCAAUAUCCUGUUUGUGACGAGCGAGAACGGCAGCAAGAACUCGUACCUGGUGCACUGCGAGGACUGCGCCCGCCAGCGCAGCACCGCCCUGCACGGCGUGGUGGUGCUGGAACAGUACAAGACGGAGGAACUGAUGCAGAUCUAUGACAGCUUCACCCUGGCUGGAUCCCCCAGCUCCAGAUGAGCCAGACCUCGCCCAGGUACUUCCUGGGCAGAGACAGGAAUCAGCUCCCCCUUCCCCUGUGCCCCCCUGCCCCACUGCGGGAAGGAGGGGACAUCUUGGCACUGCCCGUCCCAGUGGCCAAUAGCAGACAAGCUCUUGUUUACUCCGGAACCGCUCCGGCCCAAUCAGCUUUGCUGUUGAAACGAGGGGGAGGGGGCGGAGCCCCAGAAGCAGCCAAUCUUCUGCGUGAUCCCAAGAGCCAAUCCGCAAGCAGCCUGUGAAUACAGAAACUCACACAAAUGAACUUUUUAAUUUAUUCUUGACAAUGACCUUGGGGGGGAGACGGGGAAACUUUUUAAAAGAAAUAUUUUUUUUUUUUUAAUUUUAUUUUGGAAAAUAAUAAAAACCACACCCAACCCCCCCCGCCCACAAGACGGGAAAAGGAAAAACGUGGACGCUGGGCGGCUCGGAGGGGCCGGCGGAGCCCUCCGGGCGGUUCCCUGACAGACACACGCCAGCCUUCGACCGGGGACAGGAGAUCGGCCACACGCAGGAGAACACGGACUCUGGAACUCCGCCACAAUCUCUCUUCGUCGACGGAGCAUUAACUCGUUUGGUUUGCAGAAGCGGGGCGGGGGGCGGGGGGGGGGGAGACCCCGGCAGCGGGGAAAGGGGGGUUGGGUUGUUUUUUCUUUUUGUCGUCUUUUUACAUUUUUCUUGUCAGCAAAUGAAGCAAAAAAACAAAACAAAACAAAAAAAAAAACCAACCAACAACAAAAAAUACGGGUUUUUUACGCAGGAAUUUCCCUUUGUUUCCUCUUUGUGCGUUUGUGGCAGUGGGAGAUUGUACAUUGGUUUAUAUAUAUAUUGGCGCGGGGCGGGCGGUUUGUGUGAGCGUGCGUGGUUUGAUUCUCACUCUUUGCUUUCUUAAAUCCUGGCUGCUUUGCUUUGGGGGUCUUUUGAUUCGAUGUAUUCCUGGCUUGGUUUUUUUUUUUCUUCUGAACUCAUGUGAAGGAGCCAAUUCCCGCCGGCUUGGGUCCCCGAUUGUGCGAACGAUGGUGCAAAGGGGGAGCGAGGAACCCUGCUCGGAUUCCAGCCCCGUGCUCAGGGCUUCGCGGGAACCCUGCCCCCGGGAGCUGCCUUCCCCUGGGUUAAGCGUUUCGCACAAUCGCGGCCGUGUUUUACACUUCUCUCAGGUCAUCCACAGAAACUGAGCCAGGACGGCAGGACAGAUAUCUGCCUUAACUCCCCCGCCGGCCAGGUUUCGCCUCUCCACUUCUCACUUGUUUUCAAACCAGAAACAUGUCGGGUGCUUUUUCUUUUCUUUUUUUUUUUUUUACCUCCAGGUCUCAGAGUUUUGCAAUUUGUAAAUUGUCCUCUUGUUGUCGUUGUGUAUUUUUUUUUUUUUUUAUUUAUACAUCAUUUUUGUAAUGAUUUCUCUAUUUAUUGGUUGCAAUUGGGGGGUUGAUUUGAGUGUUUGGGGGUUGUUUUUUUUAAAUCUCUCUUUUUUUUUUAAUCAUGUGUAUUUGUCUGUUUCUCGCCGGAAUUUUUUUGGGGGGGGUUAAUGUUAAGGCUUGGCCCGUCCCCGGCAUCGUGAGACGGGGGUUUUUGUUCGGUCUUUUGCCUCUUUUCAUGGUGCUGAAUUCCACACUCACUGUGCGAUCGGGACUUCUGUUCAUUUCCUUUUGAGGAAUCUUGUCCCUUUCCCCCUCCCCUUGUAGAACCCCCCCUUCCUAUCCCAGCAUCUCGCCAACACACUGAAUGAAACAAGCGGAAGUCUGGGUCCUCCUGGAUUAUACUGUACUGUAAGGCGACAAAGGAAAAAAAAAUCUUAUUUUGUAAAUGUAAAAAAGAUUAAAUUAACUCACAGAGAUACA